AUGCAAGAGAUGAACUGUGAUCCAUGUAACAACUAUAAAGUGUUGGAUUCAGCAGACGACUUCAAACGAUCUGCUGCUUAUAGUAAAGAAACUUCGUUAUGUGAUAAUAUGCUGGAGUCAGGAUGGUAUAGAAUCAUAAGCAAAGCGGGCGAAAGAAUGCCAACGAAAUGUAUAGAGGGAGGUUUCCGUUGUGGGACAAUAUCAUCUAUAUGGAUGAAUGGAACCUAUCCGGUAACAAAUGAAACCAAAUCAGUUACAGCAUGUGCAGCGAACUACAAUGGAAAUUGUUGUGCAUAUUCACAUCAGAUAAAAGUGAAAAAUUGCACCAGUUACCUUGUCUACAGUUUGGUUCCUGUAGCACCAUGCUACCAGGCGUAUUGCUUUGGAUCAGAACUUCCAUGUCCAAAUGGAGAAAUGUCUAAUAAUGGUUUCAGUCCUGGAUGUGAACCUGAUCCUUGCGAAAGCAGUAAUCAUGGUGUACUACAAGGUGAAGUUAAGAGAUCCUCCAAUUAUACGCUGACAGCAAAUGACGUAGCUAUAGAAGACAGUCGACUCAGAACGGGAUGGUAUAGGAUUGACAGUGUGACCGGAAAUGAUAUUGCAAACUACAGUGUUCCCAUGAUGCAGUGUGGCACUCUUUAUCCUCUCUGGAUGAAAGGAAGUAUACCAGAUGGAAGAGAGAGAGAUAAAACUGUAAAUAGAAAAGUCUGCAGAUCCGGACUAACUGAUACCUGUGUAAAAGAAUAUGAUAUAAAAGUACGAAACUGUGGUACCUACAGAACAUAUUACCUGGCACAGUUAGAUGUUGACAAAUCAGCAUACUGUUUCGGAACGUUACCACUACCACAACCAACGACAUUGACGACGACAACAAGAUCAACCACAACAACAAAAACAACGACAGCAACCAAACCUACGACAACAACCAAACCAACGACAACAACACCAAGAUCAACUACAACAUUUAAAACAGUAUGGACAACCAAGACCAAACCAGUUUCAUCCAUAACUAAGAAUGGAGAAAUCUCUACUACUUCAUCACUGAAUAAACAAACAACAUCACAUCUUCCCCAAACAGGUAAAGAUGAAGAAUCUGUUGACAUCAUGGUAAUAGUUGCAGUCCUGAUUGUGCUCGUCUUUAUCCUGCUGGUGGUUAUAGUCACAAUUUUUAUGUUGUUCAGAAUGAAUCCUCAGUGUAUGAGUCCACCACCACCACCAACCUAUGAAGAUAUUGUGAAGACUGACAAAAAUACUUUUAAUCCGUAUGCACAAAUCGGGGAAACGAACAAUUACUCUUCUAUAACAGAAAUAAAGGACAACAUGCACAAUGAGGGGUACGACGAGAUUCCUUACGAUAAAAACCAGACUAUACAGGAAAAUAAACUAUACCUUCAAAACUAUGCUGUAAUGCCGGAUUCAAAUCAGAUCGUACAUGAAAAUAUGGUGUAUCUGCAAAUUCCUAUCAAAGUGCCACUAGAUAAAUCUGAAAAACCUGAGAUUUUUCAAUGAAUACAUGAAUAUGCGGUACAGCAUAAUUAUAUGAUUUCCAGUUUCUGAACUUAUCGAAAGUGCAUAACAAAUUUUGUGACAUUAUGUUUUCGGAGAAUUGAGAUUGACAGCAGACUUUUAUAUAAUACACAUAUUGUACAGGUUUUUUUAUUAUAUUCAUGCGUUUUUGCAAACUAAUAUGUCAUAUUUACAAAUUUUACGUAACAGAAGUGGGACUAAAAUGUAGCAGUUAU
Mytilus trossulus (common blue mussel) is the source of this 1742-nucleotide messenger RNA. RefSeq lists its product as uncharacterized. The coding region runs from base 1 to 1509 and encodes 502 amino acids. The transcript is spliced from 9 exons. Lineage: Eukaryota; Metazoa; Mollusca; Bivalvia; Mytilida; Mytilidae. The record is from RefSeq and is a predicted model, not a curated record.